AUGGGAAGUGACCCAUGGCGGACGGACGGGCGACACGGAGCUGAGGGCGGUCAUGGGUACCGUCAGGACACGGGAGCAUACCGCUCGCCGGAAGAAGGCUAUCGCCGUCGCGAAGAUCGUGGCCGCGGGCGAGGUCUGGAGGAGCUCUUCUCGGGUCGCCAAGGCGAUCUCGAUGUGGAUGGAGAAGAGGAGAUAGACUCGGCGAAUGAGGUGCAGGAGUCGGAUCGUGAAGGCGGGACCAAGGGCGAUGACGAGUUCCAGGAGGAAGGCGCAGGCGAGCAGCGCGAAAUGCCCGCUGGAGUCAAGGACGAUGAUCCCGCGCAGGCGGGCGUGUCGGCGAAGCCAGACGCGGCGGAGGCGGACGGACAGAGCGGUCGAAAUCUGCCACGCGGCGGAGAGGAAGAUGACGGCGGGGGGCGUGGCAGUGGCGGACGCUCUCCAGAUCCGCGUCGGCGAGGUGACGUAGAGCGCGGCGGCGGCAUGCGCUCGACUGAUCAGCGGCUGAAUCGUGAUGGAGGGCGCAGCGGCGGUGCGCGAUCGCUAGAUCCACGGCUGAAUCAUGUGAGGGGACGUGGCGGUGGCGCGCGCUCGCCAGAUCCGCAGCUGACUCGGGAUGUGGGACGUGGCGGUGGCGGACGCUCGCCAGAAUCGCGGCGGAGCCGUGAAGGGGAGCGUGGUGGCGGCAUGCGCUCGCCAGAUGCACGGGUGAUGCGGGAGGAGAAGCGUGGAGGCGGCCAUCGCUCGCCAGAUCCGCGGCAGCACCGAGACGGUGGGCACUGGGGCGGAGCGCGCUCACCGGAUUCGCGGAGGUAUCACGAUUGGAGUACGAGGGAAGCCGGGGAGGCGGAUUUGGUUCGCAGCAACGGCAUCACAGCAGGGUUGAAAGACGCGGUGGGGGAUCUCGCUCCCCUGGCCGAUAUCAGCGGCAUCAUGGAAGGCAUGCCGAGGAGGGAGGACGAGACCAACGCGACAGCGGAGAGGGAGGCAGUAGGCUGA
Molecule: messenger RNA, 996 nt
Organism: Closterium sp. Yama58-4
Lineage: Eukaryota; Viridiplantae; Streptophyta; Zygnematophyceae; Desmidiales; Closteriaceae
Source: the annotation of a GenBank genome assembly